This is a messenger RNA of Colletotrichum destructivum, 361 nucleotides long. RefSeq lists its product as uncharacterized. NCBI's taxonomy places the organism in Eukaryota, Fungi, Ascomycota, Sordariomycetes, Glomerellales, Glomerellaceae. The transcript has a single exon. The record is from RefSeq and is a predicted model, not a curated record. The coding region runs from base 1 to 357 and encodes 118 amino acids.
AUGCUGCAGUUCCCGUAUGUGGUUCCCUCCCCCUCUACGGGCUACCCUACCUACUACUAUGAACGAUAUGUGGCCCCCCCCUCGUCGGCGCAGGGGUAUCUUGGGCCGCUGUCUGGCCUGCCGCGCCCCUCCCGACCGUGUGCUCGUCUCCCACACCAAAAAAUCGCUACAUUACCUUCUUAUGCUCCGAACCUGCUCUUUCGUUUCUCCCCACGUUUGGUCAGUCCUUGCCCAGUUCUCUUCCUGUACACCAUCUUGUGUGUCCGUGUAUUCCAAUCCCUCUCUCUAGCCUGUCGCUCCUGGCUCUCCAGGGCGCGACGUGUGAGACCAUCUUCUGAGUGUAUGCUCUGUAUUUGACUGG